Messenger RNA from Coccomyxa subellipsoidea C-169, 1809 nucleotides. RefSeq lists its product as hypothetical. The coding region runs from base 1 to 1809 and encodes 602 amino acids. Gene Ontology annotation, cellular component: outer membrane. The record is from RefSeq and is a predicted model, not a curated record. NCBI's taxonomy places the organism in Eukaryota, Viridiplantae, Chlorophyta, Trebouxiophyceae, Coccomyxaceae. The transcript is spliced from 10 exons.
AUGGAGGGACAGGCUGGAAGCGAUACAGCAGGCCCUGGCACUGAGGAGCCCAUCCUGAUCAGUGAGGUGGAAGUAAGGGGCGUCGAUGGGGAGCUGAAGAGGAUAGCAGAGUCCAAGCUGACUAUCAAGCCAAACUUUGCAUACACCCUCAGCGAAGUGAGGGACGAUAUCCAGCGCGUCUUUGAUGCAGGCUACUUCCAGCAGAUCCUGCCAGCUGCCGAGGACACACGAGAUGGGAUCAAGCUCACACUGCAGGCCACUGCAAAUCCGGUCAUCAAGGGAGUGGUCGUGACUGGCGCAAAUGUCUUACCCCAGCGGGAGAUUGAGGAGGCGUUCAGGGACCAGGCAGGCCGCACCUUGAAUUUCCCAGCUUUCAGCACCGCCGUCAAACGGCUGAACAAGUGGUAUGAAGACCGCGGCAUCUUCGGGCAGGUCUGCCACAGCCCUGAAGACUCCUUUGAUGACACCGGUGGGGUCAUCAAUGUGAAGCUGGCUGAGAUGGUGGUGGGCAACCUCAACCUGAGAUAUGUUGAUAGGAAGACCGGGGAGGUCCGAGAAGAGGGCGCCACAAGGCCAGAGGUGGUCCUGCGACAACUUGCAACGCGCCCUGGUCAGGUGUACAAUGUGCGGCAGGCCAAGAUGGACAUAGACGCUGUGUACAGCAUGGGGCUUUUUGAUGAUGUGACCAUCCUGCCACAGCCAGCAGAAGACAGCACACUUGAGCAUCCAAAGGUGGACCUUGUGCUGAAUGUUGUGGAGCGUAAGACGGGGGGCCUCAGCUGCGGCGGGGGCAUCAGCUCACAGGGGCACUCGGAGGGAGCCCUGCCAGGCUUCAUAGGCUCGGCCUCCUUCUCCCAGCGCAACCUCUUCGGCCUCAACCAGAAGCUUGCCGCCACCGUUGAGAUUGGGCAGGUGGACAGCCUGUUCCGGGUGAACCACACCGACCCGUGGGUGAAGGGGGACCCGUAUCGCACCUCGCGCACGAUCUCGCUGCAGAACACGCGCACAUCGGGCAACCCGGUGCAUGGGCGCGCGCCGGACGACUGCGCUCGGCCGGGCAGCGAGGAGGAGACGUCCCCCGAAGGCAGCGUUGUGGUCGCGCGCCUCAUGGGCGGGGUCGAGUACGGCCGCCCGCUCGCCACCGGCUGGACCGGAACGCUCGGCGUCAACUGGCAACGUGCCAAGUGCCUCGACGAGCACGGCAGCUGCAUCACGCAGGAUGCGUACGGCAGCCCGUUGACGUUCUCGGGCGGGCGCAGCGACACGCUGAUGCUCGCUCUGCUGCGGGCGGCAUACAGCGGCGGCCAGGACGCGCACCUGGUGGCCUCCAUGGAGCAGGCGCUGCCGCUGCAGUCCGACUGGCUCAACUUCAAUCGCUUCUGCCUGCGCGCCGAGCGGGGCAUGCAGAUCUACAAGGGCCUGCGCGCCCACCUGUCCGCCAAGGGCGGUGUGAUCCUGGGAGACCUGCCUCCUUAUGAGGCAUUCCCGAUCGGCGGCACAAACUCGGUGCGAGGAUACAGCGAGGGUGGCGUUGGCUCCGGCCGGAACUAUGUCACUGGCACUGCUGGCCUCCACUGGCCCAUCUUUGGCCCCGUGGACGGUGCGCUAUUCUUUGACUACGGCACAGACUUGGACAGUGGGCAGACGGUGCUGGGCGACCCUGCUGGGGCGCGCGGUAAGCCCGGCAGCGGCUACGGCUUUGGGGCAGGCAUCCGCGUGGACUCACCCGUUGGGCCCCUCCGCCUCGAGUAUGCCUUCAACGACAAAUUCGUGCGGCGAUUCCACUUUGGGAUCGGUUCCCACGGCUGA